Molecule: messenger RNA, 2454 nt
Organism: Lottia gigantea (owl limpet)
Lineage: Eukaryota; Metazoa; Mollusca; Gastropoda; Lottiidae
Exons: 20
Biological process (GO): neurogenesis; nervous system development
Molecular function (GO): ATP hydrolysis activity; ATP binding
Source: RefSeq, a predicted model, not a curated record
GUUCAUGGUUCAAAUCUGUCAUUGAUAUCCUCAGCAUCAUCUGUCCACAGCUCGGCUGAAGAACGAUAUUCACAUGAGAUCCGAAAGUUACGACGUGAACUUGAUGGUGCUCAAGAUAAAGUGUUGACUCUUAGUAAUCAGCUGAACACCAAUUCACAUGUGGUAGCAGCGUUUGAGCAGUCGUUGUCUAAUAUGACAGCACGUCUACAAGCCUUAACAUUUACUGCUGAACAGAAGGACUCUGAAUUAAAUGAACUGAGAUAUACAAUAGAAGCAUUAAAAAGACAGAGUGGAAUAUCUGUAGAGGAGGUGAUCAGUCCUAACCCCAGCAGACGUCACACUUCACCUGUAUCAGAAAGUGGUAUUAUUCGUCAGAUGUCCUCAGACAGUAUGUCGAGUAUAAAUAGUCUAUCUAGUGCCUGUAGCGCCACCUCUCAACAUUCAGGGGCAGCAACUGAUGAUGGAAAGGGCAAGAAAAAGAAAGGAUGGCUACGCAGUUCAUUCAGUAAAGCCUUCAACCGAAAGAAAAAUAAAAAUGGAUCGAUGUCCGAUGUGGAGCCAGAUACACAGAGUUUACGCUCCAAUAUCUCUGCUCCGAACUCACCAUUAUUACUGAUGCAUGCUGGUCCUGGUGGACCUCUUAAAGGAUCUCAUUCUUCUGGGGCGUUAUGUGAGACAGAAGAUGGAGUCAAUGUUGUUGAUUUAAAACAACAGUUAAGAGAAAAAGAUAUGAAAUUAACGGACAUUCGAUUGGAGGCCUUGUCGUCUGCUCAUCAAUUAGAACAACUCCGUGAAACCAUGAACAAAAUGAAGUCUGAAAUGAGUGCAUUAAAAUGUGAUAAUGAAAGAUUGAAUAAAACUGGUAGCCUGAUGUCCCCACAACAUCAACGAACAUUACAUAUAUCACAAUCGUCUAUACCUGGUACACGCAGCAAUGACUCAUUAGAUAGGUCUAUCAGUCUCACUGAUCAUUCUAGUCUAGAUAUGUUACUAGCGGAGACGGCAGCCAAUGAUCGUGAGGGAAAAAGAGUCACGUUAGCCAUGUACCUAGGAUCCAAUCCUGAUCCUACUAAAGAGGGAAUUGAGAAACCAGCAGAAGUAUUAAUAGGGUAUUUAUCAGUCAGUGGUAAAACUAAGUGGGAUAUUUUAGAUAAUAAUGUCAAAAAAAUAUUCAAAGAAUAUGUAUUAAGAGUAGAUCCUGUCACAAAUCUUGGUCUCAGUUCAGAGAGUUUACAAUCCUACCAUGUAGGGGAGGUAACUAGAACUAAAGAUUCUGAAUUGCCUGAAUUAUUACCUAUAGGAUAUUUAGUUGGAGAAACCAUGCAAAUAGGAAUCUGCCUUAAAGGAACGAAGCAAAACACCGUUGAUUCUCUAGCGUUUGAAACAAUGAUACCCAAGUCUAUUAUUCAACGCUAUAUACAGCUAUUAUUAGAACAUCGUAGAAUUAUACUCUGUGGACCCAGUGGUACUGGAAAAUCUUAUCUAGCUCAAAAACUAGCCGAACAUUUAGUACUCAGAUCUGGUCGUGUAUUAACAGCAGGAUCAGUCGCCACAUUUAACGUAGAUCACAAAUCAUCGAAGGAGUUACGUUUAUAUUUAUCUAAUAUUGCUGAACAGUGUGAGAAUACGAUAGCCAAUGAGCUUCCUGGCGUGAUAAUCCUCGACAAUUUACAUCAUGUCAAUUCAUUGGCUGACGUGUUUAAUGGCUUCCUCAGUGUUAAAUAUCAGAAAUGUCCAUAUAUAAUUGGUACUAUGAAUCAACAGACCUGUAACGCUACUAAUUUACAGCUACAUCAUAACUUCAGAUGGGUAUUAUGUGCUAACCAUAUGGAACCAGUGAAAGGAUUUCUGGGAAGAUAUCUCCGCAGGAAGUUAGUGGAAGCGGAAGUCAGAACUGGUAUCCGUAACAACGAUUUAAACAAGAUCAUUGAUUGGAUACCAAAAGUCUGGACUCAUUUGAAUAAAUUCCUGGAAACUCACAGUUCAUCAGAUGUUACGAUUGGUCCACGAUUAUUUUUAUCGUGUCCAAUGGAUAUCGCAGGAUCUCAAGUCUGGUUUACAGAUUUAUGGAACUAUUCGUUGGUACCAUAUAUGCUGGAAGCUGUCAGAGAUGGACUUCAGGUCUAUGGUAAACGAUCACCGUUCGACGACCCCUCAGAAUGGGUGAUUGAAACGUACCCCUGGUGUAAGGAGGGUAUGAAUGACAGAGCUUUGUUAAAAAUGAGACCUGAAGAUGUGGGCUACGACACUCAAUCUACUCAUCCAUCUUCAACUUCCAUGAAUGCUAAUGGUACAGAAGCUGAUGGAGAUCCAUUGGUCAAUAUGCUAAUGAGAUUACAGGAAGCUGCAAAUUAUUCAAGUCCACAAAGUAACGAUAGUGAUUCUACAAGCCUUGACAGUCACAGUUCAAUUCAGGAAUUCUCGGGGUCCUCCGGUGUCGAAUCAACGUUAUAA